Molecule: messenger RNA, 930 nt
Organism: Truncatella angustata
Lineage: Eukaryota; Fungi; Ascomycota; Sordariomycetes; Amphisphaeriales; Sporocadaceae
Product: Fip1 motif-domain-containing protein
Exons: 3
Coding region: 1-930 (309 amino acids)
Cellular component (GO): mRNA cleavage and polyadenylation specificity factor complex
Molecular function (GO): RNA binding
Source: RefSeq, a predicted model, not a curated record
AUGGACAUCGACGACGACGAUGACUUCUACGCUCCCGACGAGCCCGAAACCACCCAGCCUCCUGCGGCCCCAGCAAACACCAAUGCGCCGGCAGACCAGCACGACGAGGACCUAGAGGAAGGAGAAGAAGAGGAUGAGGGAGCUGACAUGGACGAAGAUGACUCUGACAUCGACAUCAUCACGGAACGGAAAGAUGGCACAAAGGCUCCCCCCCCAGCUCAGUCUAAAUACAGCGAUAUCAGAAACAUACCCCAACGGACAACGUCAAGCGACACAGCUACGAAACCGGCCAUCAAGAAGGAGGAGUCCAGGUCCGUAUCGGGAGCAGAACUGCCUGCCGUGUCCACCUCCAAGAUCGACGUCCAUGCCAUUCCCAUACAUAAGGGCACGGGCAAGCCCAUCACCCAAGUGAAUAUCGACGAUGAUCUCCCAGAGAACGACAAGCCUUGGCGCAAGCCUGGUACGGAUCUGAGCGACUACUUCAACUAUGGCUUCGACGAGUUCACAUGGGCCCUCUAUGCUGCCAAGCAGGAGGGUGUCCGUGGAGAGUACAGUCAGGAUGCCAUCGCCAACAACAACAAAAAGAUGAUGGAGGAGAUGCAGAUGAUGAUGAUGGGCGGCAUGCCUGGAGGCGGGGCAGGCGGCAUGCCAGGAAUGCCAGGUAUGGACGGCAUGCCGCCGGAGAUGCAGCAGAUGAUGCAACAGAUGAUGCAGUCUGGCAUGGAUCCCAGUCAGAUGGAUCCCUCAGCCAUGUUUGCCGGCAUGCAAGGCAAUGGAGGCAACGCAGGUGCCGGCCAAGGAGGCCAGAACCAAAACUUCGGCGGCCAAGGCUUUGGUAACCAGCAGGGCCAAGGAUUCGGUUAUGGUGACGGGGGCAUGGGCCGUGGUGGCUUUGGUGGUCGAGGGCGUCGGGGUCGUGGGAACUGGUAG